This is a messenger RNA of Phyllopteryx taeniolatus (common seadragon), 3793 nucleotides long. RefSeq lists its product as uncharacterized. The transcript has 17 exons. Gene Ontology annotation, biological process: binding of sperm to zona pellucida; prevention of polyspermy. Gene Ontology annotation, molecular function: acrosin binding; structural constituent of egg coat. Lineage: Eukaryota; Metazoa; Chordata; Actinopteri; Syngnathiformes; Syngnathidae. Bases 171 to 3533 code for a protein of 1120 amino acids. Gene Ontology annotation, cellular component: egg coat. The record is from RefSeq and is a predicted model, not a curated record.
AUCCACACAAUUUAGGUUUAUUGCCAUUUUUGGAGACAUUACUGAACACAGUACACAACCAUUUUGGGAGCAAAACAAAAUCGACUGUCAAGUAAAUAUGACGUCAUCAACGACCGACAUUUUCAAGCUCGAUCCACCCCCCUCCCCCUUCUCUGAUUGGUCCAAGCUUAAUGACACUUAAUUCGCCUCACCUGCAAGUUCUGCUCGGUGCGCACGCGAGCAAGAUCGUCAACAAGCUAGCGAUGUUGUCUUGCGACCAAAAAAGAAAAAAGUACACCUUGUUUUUAUUGAUAGUAACGAUUUACUUGUUCCGCCUCUGUGGUUCUCUACCACCGGCACCGUGGGGGAGCCGAGAGUUAUCCUUAACCGAACGGGGACGGGCCAGACAAGACGUCCCGAAACGGAACCUUGUUGAGCUUCUUGUCCAGGGAACAAAAGUGCACGAAUCUAGCAAGAGUGAUUACAAUGAGUUUUGGUCUCAAACUGAAGAUCGUAUUCCAGAGUCCACUCAAUCCAAACUUAAUGAACCUGUUACUCAGAAGAGCUCGUCAUGGACUUGGAACAAAGGUGAAGCCACUCAAGAUGGACAUCAAAGUCAUUUCCCAGGGUUUUCUGGAGUUGCGCGCAAAGUCUUGGUAUCAUCAUCAUCUGACUCGGUUCCACAUGCAUCUGAGUGGCUGGCGAUGAAGCCCGUGCUGCUGUGUGAUCACCAUUUCAUGACCUUCACAGCUUCAGGACCAGGAUUCUCACAACUCUUAGUGGACAGAGGUGCAGCCUCUCCCAUCUCGCCGUUCCAUCUCGCUCUGUAUUGUGGUUACACCGUGAGAACAUCAUGGAGUGACCUUCAGAUGAUGGUGCCAUAUGAUGCAUGCUACAUUACCCAGGAGAACGGCAGUUACGUGCUGCCCGUGCUUUGGUGGGGCAGCCCACUGAAGCUGUCUUGCCCGGUGCAGAUGCCCGCGGCUGCACCGUCGGUCCCGGUCGUCCUCUGCUCCCCGUACGGCAUAGCGGUGCAUUUGAGCCACCAAGAGAACGGUCUACCGGUGCUUGGAGUUUUGGUAAAUGGAGUUUGGGCUCCAUUUGUUUCUGCUCAGUGUGCAUACCGUGUCGACUCCCGGCCAGAAGAGUUCAUCUUCCUCAUCCCAUUCAUCGCUCCUUGUCUCACAGAUGGACUCGAACUCCAUCUUGUUUUUGAUAAGCAAGAAAUGAUCUUCUCCUGCCCUUUCCCUCCUCCACCAUCUGCUUCACAUCAGUCUUCUGGUGCUCCUCACCGUCCCAAUCCUUCAACUCCGCCUCCAUCUGCAGCCCAAGAGCCGAUUGCUCAAUUUCCUGAUCACCGGCACACCACCGAGACUGACUUGCCAUACCCUCAAAUUCCACAGCCCUCCUCUCCUGGUCUUCGGCCUGACAUUGCACCUUGGUUUUCUCCAGGCGGUGCUCCUGAGGCCCCGCUUCAUCGGUUUUUCUACCCCUCAAAUGCUUUACCUGUUGCACCUGAAUCUUCAACCCAGGAUCCGAUUGCCCAGCUUCCCGAUUAUCCCCACCAUGCUUACCCUGGAUUCCUAUCCCCCACAUUACCCCAGGUCUACCCUCCUGCCUCAGAGUCUGCCACUCUCCCUCAUAUCUCUCAGGAUCCAGGAGCCCUGCUUCAUCAGUUCCAGUAUCCCCAAAAUCCUCUAGCACUUCCUCCCCCUGCACCUCCAACACAGGAUCAGAUAGCUCAAUCUCCAGAUAAUUUCCAUCGUGUUUUCCCUGGGUUCCUGUCCCCUCAUUUUCCCCAGGUUUACCUUCCUGCCUCAAAGCCUGCCAGCCCCCCUCAACCAGCUGCCCCGCAAGCUCCCCACCCAUCCAUGCUUCUGGAUUAUCUUCCGAUACCUUCCUAUCCUUUACCUCCUGUAGCAACUUCGAUGCGAGGACAACUUCCUCCCGCUUCCAGUCCACCAAAACGGCCCUCAAGGCCACAUUAUCAGCCUCCAUCCGAUCUAUAUGGCUUUUACAAUCCAUAUGGACAAUUUUUCUAUCCCAAAAAAGAUCAGCGUCUACUGCCUCCUUCCACUUCUGCUAUUCCCGGCUAUCCUUUUCCCCAAGACCCCAUUUACUCCCUUUCACCUCCAAUUGAGGAUCAUCAGCAAGCCAACUGUCACCCUUACUCUCACACACCUUGUGGCUCCUACCCGUACCCUUUCCCUUAUAGCCAUCCACCCUACCCACCAAUACAGGCCCCUGUGCCCCAGUAUGCAACUGAGUUACCCAAACCAACACAAAAUACUGUGCUGGUCAAGACUUCCAUGAGCCCCUCUCUUGGUCUGAAACCCAAAGUCUUCUGCUCCUCCAAUCGGAUGCGUGUGCAGCUCCCACCUGGUCCAAUCUCUGGAAUUGUUUUUAAAGAUGCAAAAGGGAACGAGAUAAGUGUCCGGGAUGCUCCGAAGCAUUGUGGGUACUCUGCCAGCAUAGGAAAAGACGGCAAAAUCCAGUUUAACCUCCAGUUACACACACGCUGUCACAUGAUUGUGCAGGAUAACAUGUACAUCAUGAGUGUCACCUAUAUGACUCAAAGUGGCAGGAUGGAGGCUCAGUUUUACUGUCCAGUUUCCACGUCCUCAUCUGCACAAGAUUGCAAUCUUCCAAGGGAACAGCAGCUCCCGUGCAAACAAGGCCGCGUAUCCCAGGCGUCAUGUCUCUCCCUGGGCUGCUGCUUCAGCAAGCAUCCCCCUGCCUGCUUCUACCCCAUGGACGCGUGCACAGUAGACCGCCAUUUUGUCUUCUCUGUGCCGGCAUCCCUCACGGAGCCCCCUCUGUCUCCUGGCCUCUUGGGGGUUGCCAACAACUCCACCUGUAAACCAGUCAAAGUGACGUAUGAUUAUGCCUUGUUCAAGCUCCCCAUGGAUGGCUGCGGCGCUCGCAGGAUGGAAGUUGGGAAAACUUUAAUCUAUAUGGUGGAAGUCGUCAACACAUUUCAGACGAUCAGCCUCAAUUAUGGAACCAUCACGAGAGAUUCUCCGUUCAGGUUGCUUGUGGAGUGCAGGUAUGUACCAGGCAGUGCUUUAACUGUGAGCUACUUGGUUAAAACUCCCACCCUGGGGCCAGCGGUCCAGACCCAAGGAGUGUUUGGCAUCCAGCUCCGCUUGGCCAAAGAUGCUCAGUAUAUGAGCUACUACCCACAGUAUCACCAGCCCCUGCAGAUGUUGCUGGGGAAACCCCUCUACCUGGAAGUGAGGCUACUCAACGCCCCGGAUCCCAGUUUGAGGCUGCUGGUGCACUACUGCGUGGCCUACUCGCGGUCUGGAAGCUCUGUGUGGGUGCUGCUUUACAACGGAUGCCCCAACCCCUUGGACCCAACUUCUCGGGUUGUGCUGUCUGAUCCUCAACUUCCCUCCCCUCACGCUCAAACACGUCGCUUCACCAUGAGCACCUUCCAGUUUCUUCCUGAAGGAGAAAUCAAAGACCCAGAUGAGGAGAUUUACUUCAUGUGUUCGACUGAAGUCUGCUCGCCACGUGAUGGCCCGUGUGUCGAGGGCUGUUUUGGUCAUUGAUGUUACGGCAUGGAAGACACUUGAAGUUAACGACAACAUCCUGGCAGCAUUUAAGCACCAAUAAAAGCUCUCCAAGGACACGAGGCAUUGUGUGUGUCUGUUGAAGUGGCCACCACCCUGUGUUAAAACCUUUAGUGGUACGCUAUCAAAACGUGUGAGGCAUCAUUUGCACAUGCACCCUUGUACAUGUGACGCUGUCAGUGCUGCUUAAAACAUGCAUUAGAGUUGUCACAACUAUUCAAAUAAAAUAUUCCUUUUUA